This is a messenger RNA of Elgaria multicarinata webbii, 3550 nucleotides long. RefSeq names its product Josephin domain containing 1 (gene JOSD1). Gene Ontology annotation, molecular function: cysteine-type deubiquitinase activity. The transcript has 5 exons. The record is from RefSeq and is a predicted model, not a curated record. Lineage: Eukaryota; Metazoa; Chordata; Lepidosauria; Squamata; Anguidae. Gene Ontology annotation, biological process: protein deubiquitination. Bases 740 to 1348 code for a protein of 202 amino acids.
ACAAGCGAGGGCUCCCUUAUGGCUGCGCAUGCGCCGGCUCCGGGGUGGCUGUUGGUCCAGGCAGGUUGGGGCCGCUAACGGGAACACCAGAGACGUUGGCCAAGGAAUUUUGUGCUUAGUGGAGGUGGAACAGCUGCUUUUCAUCUCCUGCCCUGGAAGAAACAGUUUCCUUCCCUACCUCUUGGCAUCUGUGUUUUUGGGACGCAGCCACUCCCUCAAGAAUGCAAAAAUGCAGUUGAUGCCUUUCUGGGGGCCCUGUAUUCCGUUUGGGCCGGAGCAACCUGGCCUUGCUUAAUUUCAUGCUGUUCGUCUUUUUUCUUUCCUUUUUUAGGGUGAGCAUAUUUUCAGAGUUAGGCCCUGGAUCUUGGCCUUAGAGACAUCAUUGACCAAAGGAAAUGGAGGAAAAGGAGCGAUGUGAUAAAUUCAAUCUGACAUUCUGAUGUUAGGGCCAUGUAAAAUAUUUUUCAAGGGGAGACCAAGAGAAAGACAGAAAUAUACUAAGGACACUUUCUUACAAGCUCAAUGACGUGGGAGGGUGGGCGGGAGAAAAAUGAUUCAAAUUGUUAAGUUACUUUUGCAGCCAUCCAGUAAAGACAGCUAUUAAAGCAGGUUUGCUAAUUGUGUGAGCUGGAGUUGCCUAUAAAACAAGGGCCAUUUGCUUGCUUGCUUUGUGUGUGGCAAGAAACUUCACAAACUUUUAUCAUCUCCCAUCUUCACAUCUUACACUACGAAAGAAAAAAUGAGUUGUGUGCCAUGGAAAGGUGACAAAACCAAAUCAGAAUUGCCAGAAACGCCACAGCUGAUGCCAGUGCGUAUCUAUCAUGAAAAACAGCGCAGGGAGCUGUGUGCCCUCCACGCCCUCAAUAAUGUCUUCCAGGAUGGUAACGCCUUUACACGAGACACGUUACAGGAGAUUUUCCAGAGGUUGUCUCCCAACACUAUGGUGACACCACACAAGAAGAGCAUGCUGGGAAAUGGGAACUAUGAUGUGAAUGUCAUCAUGGCAGCUCUUCAGACCAAAGGUUAUGAAGCGGUUUGGUGGGAUAAGCGCAGGGAUGUUAAUGUAAUUGCCCUCUCUAAUGUGAUGGGCUUCAUUAUGAAUCUGCCCUCAAGUCUCUGCUGGGGUCCAUUAAAACUUCCUCUUAAACGGCAACAUUGGAUCUGCGUCCGGGAAGUGGAUGGUACUUACUACAACCUUGACUCCAAACUCAAGGUGCCUGAAUGGAUUGGAGGUGAAAGUGAGCUCAGGAAGUUUCUGAGACACCAGCUGCGAGGAAAGAACUGUGAACUUUUGUUGGUGGUGCCUGAAGAGGUGGAAGCACAUCAGAGUUGGAGAGCUGAUGCAUGACCUGCACCUAUCCUGUCCUAGCACUACAGUACUGCUCCCUAUCCCCCAGCAACUUAUGUCCUGUGAUGUGCAUAAUGAGCACUUAACACCUCUUUCCUGGAACUCUGGAAUUCUUUUUUUCCAUUAUGAGGGUGCAAUAAGGCAGCCACAAGGUAUUGUCAGGGCCAACAUGAAGGGGAACAGAAGCUGGACACGUACUGGGGGAAGAGGAGAAGGUGGAAGGAAGAGAGCUUGUUCUGUGCUCUUUAAUUAUAAUGCAUAGUGUGAUUUAGGAGUGGGGUGUUGGAAACCUCCCCUUUAAUUUCCUGCUUUCCUUUCCUUCCCCACAGUCUUAAAAGGCUUCAUAGUGGGUUGUGCACUACUGUUUCCAGGAGUCCCUAAAGCUCAUUUGGCUGGAUGGUGUCUCCCUUUCAGGCAAGGGCUGGGGCCAAGCAUGUUCCCCCAUAUAUCCCCCCAACAUCACGCUAUGUUGAAAAAAACUGCAAACCAUGUGGGUCUCUCAGGAAACUCUAGAUUCUCUUAGCAAUGGUAUGGUGCUUGUGGACUCCCCUUUUGUAAAAGUAAUUGUGCCAAGAGUUAGGGGACAUGUAGACAAAAUGGGACCAUCAUUUUGGAACUCCCUACAGGAGUUUGAGGUUUUUGUUUCUCAUACUCUUUUUAUUAUAAAUGUGUCCUUCGUUGGUCUGAGAAUGAAAGACCAAAUAACUUGGGAAAGAGGUAACUAAUUGAUGCUUAUUUAGAAGCCUCAAGUAUUUUUUGUUCUCGUUUGGUGGGCCAGGUGUAGCCUGUUUUUUAUUUUUGUCUGUCUGUGUCCUGUAAUUCAGGGAAAUACUCACUGAGCAGGGAAUAAAACUACAGGCUGUUUGAGGAUGGAAUCAUGAAAUAAAAGGGAAGAGUAGCCAAGUUUCAACGAGGUAGGGGAUGGGCAAGUGUUAAAUUUGAAGGAGUUAUGGGGAACAAGAUCUAAGGGCUAGAUUGCUGUGGCUUCCUGUAGUAACUGUCAAUACUUGGGAUAGGGUGUCUAAGCGGGUCUGGUGUAAGGGAAGACUGGUAACACAGAUAGGCUAAGCUACAUUCUUCCAUUGUGAUUGGCAGGUGAAUCACUCUCUUGUCCUCCCCCACCCCCGCCAAAUUAGUGAAAAGGGCUGAAGACUGGAAGGAAAAUGAAUUAGCGUUCCUUGUCAGCUCACCCAGGUGUUGUACAUCAUUCUUGUCACACCUAGCAGAUGAAAUGGAGAGUUUAGGAUGGUCUUUUGCACUUCCAUUGAGCCCAGGUUAUUCUGUUGUUGCAUUUUUCAUUAUUAUUGCUUCUACCAGCUUCAUUUACAGUAGUAUUGAAACAGCAGAAAUAGGACCCACUUUUUCAGUGUUUCAUACUAUUGGGCAAUUUACAUGACUAGUUAGAAAGGAGGGCUGAAACUGACCCUUCUCACUUGCAAGGACAUCUUUGCCCAUUCUGAAUAUGAGCAAGAUACCUUCUAAGCCAGCAUUCCAACUACCUGAACUCUCCCUUUACAGUCAAAUGCAGUAUGAGCGGCAUCAAGAUAGAUCGUGUUUAUUGACCUCUGGACAACCUGUAGGCAUUAUACUGGAAAUCCGAGUUCUCUUCUCUGCAUGUACUACAGUCCAAGCCCAAUAUGUCUAUUUUUACAAAGCCCUCCCCUUUCUUCUGGACUACACAUUCCAAUGACCAAAACCAGCUGGCAAAGUUUGUACACACACAUACACACUUUUCACAAGCAGAGCAUCAGGCUUGCAGUUCUGCUUCUGACUUGAAGCCAUUUUUUCAAGCGUUUUUUAAAAAAAAAUCAGAAAAGACUGCUUAUUCUCUAUGCUGACUAAAAUAACACUUUGGAGAGACCCUGUUUGCAUGGAAGCCAAUGGACCAGUGCACAAUAUGCAAAUAUAUUUUAAAAACAUAUGGCUGUUUCUCUCCUCUCUGUGUAUUUAUGCCAUUGUUCUGUCCCUAGGGAAAGUGUUGUGAUUCAGCAGCUCAGGAAAAGGGAACAUGUGAUCACACAUGCAUACCUCAGGACCAGAGUUAUGGCAACAGAGGAAAAGAACCAGCCCAGUCCCAUUGCUUGGGAAUGGAGAAGCCCAUAAUUGUUUUCUUGCUUGUUUGGUUUUGUUAUAGCCUUGUCUUGGGUUUGUUUACAAAGAUGUAUUUUGUUUAACCAAAAUAUUAAAAAUGAGAAAACCUUA